AUGAAAGAUGGGGAGGGUCAUAUUUCCAUAUAUAUUGAGUUGAUGGAUACUUCAUCCCUCCCCACCGGUUGGACAGUAACCGCUCUUGUCAAUUUAUUUGUGUUUGAUCAAAUUCGUGAUAAGUAUUACACUGUCCCAGCCCAGUACUCGUUCACUACAGAUUAUUCACUAGUGCGCUUUUCUGCUGUAAAACUGGAAUGGGGUAUCACGAGUUUCGUUGAACUAGAAGUCUUUAAUGAUUCUUCGAAUGGAUACUUGGUGGGUGAUGAUUGUGUGUUUGGUGCCGAUGUGUUUCUAAUAAAACAACCCAUCAACAAAGUGAAUGUGCUGUGGAUGAAGCUCUAUCCUAAGGGGAAUGGUAAAGUUGCGGGGAAUAACAUUUCGGCUUAUCUAUGUUUGGAUAACUUGACUCUUCCCUCGGAUACUAAUAUCUUUGUUAAAUUUUCUAUUGGCGUCCGAAAUGUGGUGAAGUCAACUAUCAUUAAAUCCACAUCCACAGGGAAGCAUCACUUUGAUUAUUUGUCUCCAAGUGUGGGGAGAUUGCAUAUCUAUCCUAAUGGGAACAAGAUGAAAGAUGGGGAGGGUCAUAUUUCCAUAUAUAUUGAGUUGAUGGAUACUUCAUCCCUCCCCAUCGGUUGGACAGUAACCGCUCUAGUCAAUUUGUUUGUGUUUGAUCAAAUUCGUGGUAAAUAUUUUACUGUCCCAGAUUAUUCGGCAGUGCGCUUUUCUGCUGUAAACCUGGAAUGGGGUAUCACGAGAUUCGUUGAACUGAAAGUGUUUAAUGAUUCUUCGAAUGGAUACUUGGUGGGUGAUGAAUGUGUGUUUGGUGCCGAGGUUUUCAUAAUUAAACAACCCAUCAACAAGGUUAAUGUGUUGUCUUUAUCGGGUGAAGGUGCUAAUCAUUUGACCCGUACCCACAUUUGGAAAAUUAGAUCUUUUUCUAGUCUCUCCCUUGAUUUUUAUGAGUCUGUCAAAUUCACUUGCGGAGAUUUUAAAUGGUGGAUCAAGCUCUAUCCUAAGGGGAAUGGUGAAGGCAAGGGAAAUAGCAUUUCGGCUUUUUUACAUUUGGAUGAGUGUAAUCUUCCCUCGGAUACUAAGGUCUUUGUUAAAUUUUCUAUUGGCGUCCAAAAUGUGGUUAGGUCGGAUAUCAUUAACUCCAGAGCGGAGCAUCACUUUGAAGAUUUGUCUCUAGGCAGGGGUUUCCGGAAGCUCAUUUCAUUAAAUAAGUUUGAAGACUUAAAAAACGAAAUAUUGGUAGAUGAUGUUUGCAUUAUUCAAGCUGAUGUUAGCAUUGUAGGGAUUGUCACUACAAAAUGA
Messenger RNA from Impatiens glandulifera, 1317 nucleotides. RefSeq lists its product as uncharacterized. The record is from RefSeq and is a predicted model, not a curated record. NCBI's taxonomy places the organism in Eukaryota, Viridiplantae, Streptophyta, Magnoliopsida, Ericales, Balsaminaceae. The transcript has 8 exons. Gene Ontology annotation, molecular function: protein binding. The coding region runs from base 1 to 1317 and encodes 438 amino acids.